This is a messenger RNA of Sphaeramia orbicularis (orbiculate cardinalfish), 1475 nucleotides long. Its product is annotated as ribonuclease inhibitor-like. Gene Ontology annotation, molecular function: protein binding. The transcript is spliced from 5 exons. The record is from RefSeq and is a predicted model, not a curated record. The coding region runs from base 1 to 1092 and encodes 363 amino acids. NCBI's taxonomy places the organism in Eukaryota, Metazoa, Chordata, Actinopteri, Kurtiformes, Apogonidae.
AUGAAGAACAGACCAACACAGUCAUCUCCCACAUCAAAACGCCAGUGGUCAAAGCCUCCAACAAAGCUCUGUGAGAACAAUCAGUUUGAUCAAACAUCUCAAAUAUGGAUCUAUCAUUUCAAACAGAUCAAUAACUUUAUAUUCCUCCCUUUUGUUUUGUCCAGACUCAGUGACUGUAACCUGUCAGAGAGAAGCUGUGAAGCUCUGUCCUCAGUUCUCAGAUCCCAGUCCUGUAGUCUGACACAUCUGGAUCUAAGCAACAAUGACCUGAAGGAUUCAGGGGUGAAGAUCCUGUCAGAUGGACUGAAGAGUCCAGGAUGCAGACUGGACACUCUCAGAUUGUCAGGAUGUCUGAUCACAGAGGAAGGAUGUUCUUCUCUGGUCUCAGCCCUAAAGUCCAAUCCGUCCCAUCUCAGACAGCUAGACCUGAGCCACAACCACCCAGGAGACUCUGGACAGGAGCUGUCUGCUCUAGUGGAGGAUCCAUACUGGAGACUGGACACUGUCAGGUUGGAGCCUGCUGGAGUCCAAAUGUUGAAACCAGGUCCAAGGAAGUAUUUCUGUGAACUCACCCUGGAUCCAAACACAGCGCACAAAUGCCUCAAACUGUCUGAAAACAACAAGAAGGUGAAACGAGUGAAGGCGGUUCAGUCAUAUCCUGAUCAUCAGGGCAGAUUUGAGUACUGGUCUCAGCUAAUGUGUUCAACUGGUCUGACUGGUCGCUGUUACUGGGAGGUCCAGUGGAGUGGACGGGUUAAUAUAUCAGUGACCUACAGAGGAAUCAGAAGGAAAGGAAUAGAUUUAGACUGUGUGUUUGGAAGAAAUGAUCAGUCCUGGAAUCUGUUCUGUUACGGAGGUGGAUACAGUGUCUGGCAUGAAAACAAACACACACCCCUCCCACAGUCCUCCUCCUCCUCCUCUGGUUCAGUAUCAGUGUAUGUGGACUGUCCUGCUGGAUCUGUGUCCUUCUACAGAGUCUCCUCUGACAAACUGAUCCACCUCCACACCUUCAAAACCACAUUCACUGAACCGCUGUUUGCUGGAUUUGGACUCUAUGAUCCUGGAUCCUCAGUGUAUUUGUGUGAUGUGUAGUUCUGUUGUGUAGUUGUGUUUGUGGACAUGUGGUUGUGUAGAUGUUAACACAAACAUCUGGACUUUCUACUGCUCAUAUUUCAUAAACAGCCUUUAGUUUUAAUGUAUGGGGGGUGUUGGUCCAUAAAUGUGAAUGUGAGCCUUACUGCCACCACCUGGUCUGGAGUGGGAACUACAACUGUACGUCCAAACUGACCAAACUACUCAUUUAUGUCAUUAUUCAAUUAUUUGAAUCUAAUUAAAGCCUCAUCUUCACCAUUUAUAAAUACACUAUAUUGCCAAAAGUAUUUGCUCACCUGCCUUGACUCGCAUAUGAAUUUAAGCGACAUCCCAUUCCUAGUCUAUGGGGUUCAAUAUGACGUCGCUCCACCCUUUGCAGCUCU